AUGAAACCACCGGCGGUCGACGACCCAACUCUCCAUUUGCCUCGAAUCCUGUGCCUUCAUGGAGGUGGUACCAACGCCCGAAUAUUUCGAGCUCAAUGUCGAAAGCUCAUUCCCCAGCUAGAAUCUGACUACCGCUUGGUCUUUGCCCAAGCCCCGUUUCCCAGCCAAGCAGGGUCGGAUGUCCUUUCUGUCUACAGUGAAUGGGGGCCUUUUCGACGCUGGCUCCGCUGGCGACCCGACCAUCCGUUGAUCGAGCCCGAAGUCAUCAUGAGAGAGAUUGACAGUGCUUUAGAGGAUUGCAUGCACCAAGAUGACAAGUGCGGAGCCACAGGAGAAUGGAUUGCGCUUCUUGGCUUCAGCCAAGGCGCCAAAGUUUCUGCGAGCCUCCUGUACAGACAACAAGUCCGUGAAGGAGUUCUGGGCAGACAAAUGGCAGGAGUGCGCUUCCGAUUUGGCAUUCUCAUCGCCGGGCGGGCACCUCUCAUCGCCCUCGACCCUGACAGAACAUUGUGCCCUUCCCUGCCUGACGCGACGCAAAUAACGGACCUUAUUGAAGAUGCCGAGGCGCAGGCGUACCAUAAUGAUGGUCAUAUCCUGCGAAUACCCACUUUGCACGUUCAUGGGCGCCUUGAUAAGGGAUUGCACCAACACAGGAGGCUCUUCGAAGAGUUCUGCCACCCUGCUAGCAGACGCUUGGUUGAAUGGGAUGGCGACCAUCGCUUGCCACUGAAAUUCAACGAUGUAUCGCUUGUAGUCAGCCAAAUUCGUGAGAUAGCGAAGCAAGACAUUUUCAACUUAAACACAAUAUAA
Molecule: messenger RNA, 810 nt
Organism: Neoarthrinium moseri
Lineage: Eukaryota; Fungi; Ascomycota; Sordariomycetes; Amphisphaeriales; Apiosporaceae
Exons: 1
Coding region: 1-810 (269 amino acids)
Biological process (GO): secondary metabolite biosynthetic process
Cellular component (GO): nucleus; cytoplasm
Source: RefSeq, a predicted model, not a curated record